AUGGAGGUGGCUUUUAUUGCGCCAUCUUCCAGCGCCAGCAGCUCGAGCCUGCCAACCGGCAUUGCACGGACAACUCUCCGAGGAACCCAGCCGGAAAGCGGAUCCUUCGGGGCGGGGGCGAAGGCCGCCGCGCUUUGUGGUGCGGCUGCUGCAGCAUGCCUGGCCACUCGGAGACGCACCAUGCGCCGGGCAGAGCAGGAGUUGGCCACGCUGCCCAAGCACAUGCAGCCUGUGGACAUGAACAA
This is a messenger RNA of Symbiodinium necroappetens, 245 nucleotides long. The record is from the annotation of a GenBank genome assembly. Lineage: Eukaryota; Dinophyceae; Suessiales; Symbiodiniaceae.